This is a messenger RNA of Scatophagus argus, 3514 nucleotides long. It is a transcript of the gene phc1, whose product is annotated as polyhomeotic homolog 1. Gene Ontology annotation, cellular component: PRC1 complex; nucleus. Gene Ontology annotation, molecular function: zinc ion binding; protein binding. The coding region runs from base 164 to 2608 and encodes 814 amino acids. The transcript has 14 exons. NCBI's taxonomy places the organism in Eukaryota, Metazoa, Chordata, Actinopteri, Scatophagidae. The record is from RefSeq and is a predicted model, not a curated record.
CAGAAGAAGAAGAAAGGGGCUUGGAAGGGGCGGGGCUUUGCUGGAGGCAAAAAAAAAAAAACCCAGAGAAGGGUUGUCGUUGUUUUUAGUCUAAACUAAACUCGUAGUACUAAUUUGAUUGCAUUUAACUGUGAAACGGACAGAAAUACCAAGGAGAGUAAACAUGGAUGCUGGUGAAGACCAAAACACAGGCACCACCAAUGGAAAUCCUCAAACAAGUGGCAACUCUCGUGCACCCCAGAUAGCCCACAUGUCUCUUUAUGAGAGACAAGCCGUACAGGCUCUCCAAGCAUUGCAAAGACAGCCAAAUGCAGCUCAGUACUUCCAGCAGCUCAUGCUGCAGCAGCAGAUCAGUAGUGCUCAACUCCACAACCUAGCAGCCGUGCAACAGGUAACCAGGGCCACGUUUGCAGCUAGUCGUCAGUCCAGUACCCCAAGUAACAGCAUGUCCCAGGCACCCACUACUGUCAACCUAAGCACCACAUCUGCGGGAGGCACCAUGACCAAUCCCCGUCCUCACGGCCCAGCCACCUCUGCAACGACAACAGCUCUCAACCAGUCAGUGUUGCUGGGCGGAAACUCUGCAGGACAGGGACAGAUGUAUCUUAGGGUCAAUCGCUCCCUCAGGGCUCCCCUUGCCUCUCAGCUCAUCUUCAUGCCUGGUGGUACAGCAACAGCUACUGUAGCAACAGUUGCCCAGACGCAGCCCCAGCAGCAGCAGCAGCAGCAACCACAACAACAACAACAGCAGCAGCAGCAGCAGCAGCAACAACAACAACAACAUGAAGUUGCUCCUACCAGCGCCCAGUCUGACAAUGAUCAGGUGCAGAAUCUGGCCCUACACUGCGCUCCCAGGCCGGUUGCUGUCAAGUCUGAGCUCCCAGAGAGGAAAGAUGUUGCCAGCUUUCCUCUCGGUCAACAACAGCAGCAACAGCAGCAGCAGACUUUUGCCCAGACAGCUCAGCAGCAGCAAGUGCAACCACAACGGCAACAACAAAUAGCCAAACCCAGCUUCCCUCAGCAGUCUGCUGCCAACACUAUGACUGUAAAGACUGGAAACCAGGCUGCCAUGACUGUUACUCCUGCUGUUUCUGUAGCUCCUUCCUCGACCUCCUCUCCUGCACUCCCUCUCUCACAGCUCCUCUUGUCCUCCUCUGCUGCCCCCGUGAUCCUGGUUCCCACCUCGAAUGUUCCCACCACCACCCAGGGCUACUCUAUUGGCUCAGUGACCCCAAAAGCCAACGUUAACACUCAGACUCUGGUGGUGCAGCCCUUGCAACAGGCCAGCACUACUGCAGACAAAGGUCCAGUGCCAAUCCAGCCCAAGACAGCUCAGGGACACCGGUUACCUGUGCAGAUGCCCCCUCGACACCCACCUCCCAUUCUCCCAGCACCACCUAGCAACAGCCAGACCACCACUGCAGGGAACAACACUCCCCACAUCCCUGUUCAGCUGGUGGGAGCCAGACAGGGCUUAGCAGGAAAUGCACAGGCCGUGGCCCUGGCACAGGUUCGAAGCAGCACCGGCCAGGAAAGUGCAGCUGGGAACGUUAACGCAGUCUCCAAUAACAGUGCAAUGAUAAAGCCUGCCAUUGGCUCUCUUAAGAGAAAAUCAGACUGUGAUGCACCAAAUGAGAUGGCAACAGACUCUUUAGACUCUGCAUCCAUGAAAGAUUCUGCUCCUCCCUUAUCUCCUGCCCCUACAAAGGAUUCAGCUCCUCCUACAGCAGCUGCCUUCCCAUCUCCUCCUACCCUGUCCUUGCCUCUACCCUUAUCAAGAGUCGGGCUUGGGGACAAAGACAGAGCUCCUGUUCCUCAGGCAGUAGUCAAACCUCAAGUCCUCACCCACCUCAUAGAGGGCUUUGUGAUCCAAGAGGGAGCUGAGCCCUUCCCUGUUGCUGGACUCCUCAAAGACAGAGAUUUUGCCCUGGUUGGCCGCUCAGAGAGUGGACCUGCAUUGUUAAAGUGUGAGUACUGUGGAAGCCUCGCUCCUGCCAGCCAGUUCAGAGGAUCAAAGAGGUUCUGUACAAAUACCUGUGCUAAGAGGUAUAAUGUCAGCUGCAGCCAACACUUCAAGACAAGCAGAGGGAGAACUGCUGCAGGCCUGGCACCACCUCCAGCACCCACUGAGAGCGUUGCUAGGCGAAGGGGCCCCACUCGCAGGACCAGUUCUAAUAACACCUCUAAUAAAAUGCCAAACAGACAUCUACCUGUCAAGUGUCACUCUGAGUCCAGUCGCUCGGAGGACAUAUCCAGUGAUGGUGAAGGGGAAGAAGACGAUUCUCCUUCACUGUCACCAAGCUCUUCACACUCCUGCUCAAGAGCUGGGCACAGCGCUCCUCCGUCUGACAGCUCAGCUCCUGGUAGCCUCCCAGUAGAGGGGGCUAACUUUCUCUCAGCAACUCCCGCUCAGUGGAGCGUAGAAGAAGUCUGCAGGUUUAUCUCCUCACUUCAAGGCUGUGAAGAGUUGGCUGCCCAGUUCUUGUCACAGGAAAUAGACGGGCAGGCUCUGAUGCUUCUGCGAGAGGACCAUCUCAUCUCCACCAUGAAUAUUAAGCUGGGUCCCGCUCUCAAGAUCUGUGCCUCCAUCAACACCCUGCGUGAGUGAUGGAGUCGGUGCUUCAGAGGGACAGGUGAAUCAUUUUCUCACUGAUGACUCCUCACUGGAAUCAAUUCCUGGACCUGCUCCUCUUUUGGUAAGAAAGGACUAAGAUCUAUGGGGACGGUGAGGACGUUUUGUUCUUUGUUUUGUUUUUUUUUUACACAAUGGUGCACCAUCAGUCAUGUGGAGACAUGGAGAUGGAAUUUUUACUUUCUUGACAUUGAAUGUGCAAAAACAUGUUAUGUAUAGUGUUAUGUGUGAGUGGUGAGGAUUUGGCAGUCUGAAGUAUCCAUGUCAGUAGUGUUUGUCAGUUUAUUUGUUUGUUUGUUUGUUUUUUUCUCUGUCACUGUGAGUAGAAGCCUUUUGUAUGUAUACUCUUGUGUGAAACUGUGUGAAUCUGCCAGCCUGCAGUAAUCAGUGCUAGGUCUUCUAGCUAGGACAGUUCACCUGUAGGGUUUAAAAAAAAGAAAAGGAAAAAGAAACAAAGAAAAAAGAAAUGUUGCCUUCUCUUGCUGUUUUUCAAAUGGUGCUUUAACUUUUGUGACAUGAUUUGGAGUGAUGUCAACAGCAGUCCACUUCCUUUAAAUAUUUUAGUCUCUUAGUUUUUACUUGUUAUUAUACCUUAGAUGUUCAAUCCAGGCUCCAAUCACAUCGAGCAAAGGACACUCAGAAAGCCUGGUUUAUUUUAUUUAGUUUAUUUUACCAUUUAUUAAAAGUUUAGUUUUUUUAUCUUUUCGAUUUUUGUACUACAAUCAAAGUUAUUUUUUCAUGAAUACGAUAUAGUUUUAGAAGCUUUAAUCAACUUAACUACCUGAAAUAGGUAUUCCUGAUGGUUUGUUCUCACAAGGGCUGAGUGGAAGUGCUCUGUGAACAUGUAUGCAGUACUACCAAUAAACAAUACCUGUUACUGGG